AUGUUUUGUAAUCUGUACAGCUGCAGGCCCAUCGAAGAUGAACCACCUCAUACCAAGAUUGCCGAUUUAUCUGCACUUUUCAUGACUGUCGAUGGCUUAUGGAUGCCUGAAAUAACAAAAAGAACAAUGGCAGCUGCGGCGAAGGUGAUAGGGAAAAACUGA
Molecule: messenger RNA, 162 nt
Organism: Sclerotinia sclerotiorum 1980 UF-70
Lineage: Eukaryota; Fungi; Ascomycota; Leotiomycetes; Helotiales; Sclerotiniaceae
Exons: 1
Coding region: 1-162 (53 amino acids)
Source: RefSeq, a predicted model, not a curated record